This is a messenger RNA of Aspergillus ibericus CBS 121593, 1401 nucleotides long. Its product is annotated as zinc-dependent alcohol dehydrogenase. Gene Ontology annotation, molecular function: oxidoreductase activity; zinc ion binding. NCBI's taxonomy places the organism in Eukaryota, Fungi, Ascomycota, Eurotiomycetes, Eurotiales, Aspergillaceae. Bases 215 to 1288 code for a protein of 357 amino acids. The record is from RefSeq and is a predicted model, not a curated record. The transcript is spliced from 6 exons.
CUGCUGCCGUCAUCUGCCGAUCCAUAUCUCUGAUCGGAAUCUCAGAUCCCCUCUUCCUUGCGGGGACCCCGCAUCUCUCGGCUUCGUCAACCCAUUCGGAUAACUGCAUCCUUGCUGUUUCUGCCAAGGACAUAUACCCAUCUUCAUCAUCUCGAAGAGCUAUUGUCUCUAGACCAAGCUAGCUGCUUACGUACCUAACAUCUAGUCCGUUAUCAUGCCUGUGUAUAUCCCCUCCACCCGCAAAGUCGCCGUCUGCCUCGAUACCCAACAUAUUACGGUUGAAGAGCGCCCAAUUCCAACACCUCGCGAUUCGGAGGUUCUGCUGCAGAUUGAAGCUGCGGGGAUCUGCGCGACAGAUUUACAUCUCGUCCGGAAGUCAAUCCCAUACCUCCAACGCAAGGUGGAUAUCUGUGGCCAUGAGGGUGUUGGACGGAUCGUUGCCGUGGGACCGGAGGUAGAUGCUGCGCAGUGGCAGAUCGGAGACCGAGUCGCACAUCGAUGGAUCUAUGAUGUUUGCCUGGAGUGUGAGAUGUGUCGAGGGGACAAUGAACAGUUAUGUGAUUCCAGGAAGCUGAGUGGGAAGGACGUGGAGGGAUGUUGGGGUGAAUAUACGAUUGUCAACACGCGGUAUCUCAUGCGCAUCCCGGAGGAUAUGUCUGCUGUUGAAGCUGCGCCGACACUGUGUGCCGGCACAACUGCAUACAGGGCACUUCGAACUGCCGGUCUUGCUCCUGGCCAGUGGGUAGCUAUUGUCGGAGCUGGGGGCGGCUUGGGACAUUUAGCAGUACAAUACGCACGAGCGAGCGGCCUCCGGGUCCUAGGCAUCGACACAGGCUCAAGCAAACGAGAGCUCUGUGGCCGACUCGGAGCGACUGCUUACGUCGACUUUAUGGAGUCACAGGACCUCGCAUCAGAUAUCAUUCAGCUGACUGAUGGUGGGCCUCAUGGAGUGAUCGUGGUCAGCUCCAGCACCAAGGCAUACGAGCAGGCCUUAACAUAUGUUCGGAAGACGGGCAUCAUCGUCUGCAUUGGAAUCACACCAAACAAGAUGAACUUCCCUGUUGGUCCCGAAUAUUUCGUUGCUCGCGGUAUCCGACUCACCGGCAGCAGCACAGGGACGAUGAAGCAUACUCAGGAAGCGUUGGAGUACGUCCGUGAUGGUCGAGUGAAGCCGAGGAUUGUUGAGACCCGGUUGGAAGAGAUUGAGGCGUGUUUGCAGGCGCUGGAGAAAGGGGAGGUGGAGGGUCGUUUUGUGGCUACUUUUGAUCGGAGACAUGGCCGUCUAUAACAUCUCAUACAACUUCGCGCUUUGCGGCCUUCUUUGUCUUAUUCUCAGUCCAUCCCUGACUCCAUGUAUCCUACUUUUGAUUGACACAAAAGUAUACAACAUCCAAGGCUUUA